GACUGCAGUCGACUGUCAACAUCAUUAAUUAGGCGACAGCAUAUAUAGACUUCCAAAUCCUACGGGCCUUCAUUCUGCCAAGCUCAUUUAUGUGUUCCAAGCCAGUGUCAUCAAGGAGAACCUGAAGUUUUGUUUCGUGUGCCCAAUGAGCCAUGUGACUGGCGACAUGGCCUCAGACUUAUCGAAGAGAGGGACAUUUAUAGCGGACUCACAUAGUUUUCUAAUGAAGUAUGGCGCCCAAGCGAUACACAAUCCCUACGACGAGAAAAACAAUCCCAAGGGCAUAGUAAGCAUGGGGAUGGCUGAAAAUAAGUUAAUGGAGGACAUUCUUUUUGAGAGGCUCUCACAGCCAGAUAUGCAUGGAAUGAGCAGAGACAUGUUGUACUACUUCAAGUUUUCAGGGACACGAGAUUUCAGGGUGUCCUUGGCCAAUUUCAUCACAGAGAGAUUUGGGACAACUCGGAGUGUCGAGCCUGAUAAUGUAAUGGUUGUUAAUGGUUGCGGUUCAGCUCUGGAGCAGGUGGCCUCAGCAGUAGCAGACCCCGGGGAAUACCUACUGUGUCCAAGUCCGUAUUACAGCAUGGUGAAGUUUGAUUGCAAUAUCAGGGGCCAAGUGGAUUGUUUCGAUAUUCCACUGACAAGCCAGCAAGAGAAUGGCAAAGUCCGACCCUUCCAGUUGACAUUGGAAGACGUGGAGAAAGCGUACCAAGACGCCACCGGACAGGGUUUGGUGGUGAAGGGCAUUUUCUUAUUGAAUCCCUCCAACCCAACAGGAGACGUUUACUCGCCAGAAUUGCUGAUGGAUAUCUUGCUUUUCGCAAAAAGGCACCAAUUACACGUCAUAGCGGACGAGAUUUACGCCUUGUCGGUGUUUGACUCAGAAACCCAGUUUUGCAGUGUCCUUGCGUUACCCAACCUCCCAGACCCUGACAAAACACAUGUUCUAUGGGGAUUUAGUAAGGACUUCGCUCUCUCAGGUUUCAGGUGUGGUACAAUAAUCAGCAGUAAUAAGAAGCUGAAAACUUUCAUUGACAAUAUAGCUUACUACCAGUGCACACCGGUACUGCUCCAGAAUAUGAUGAGGAUAAUGAUUUCUGACAAAAAAUGGCUUGAUUCCACGUAUUUUCCUAUGAACCGCCAAAGGAUGAGAGAAAUGUUUACUUUUGUUACGAAUGAAUUAGAAGAUCUCGGGAUCAAAUGCCACCCAAGCAAAGCCGCCUUUUUUGUAUGGGCAAAUUUUUCACCGUUCAUGUCUGAAAAGACCAGAGAGGAAGAAAUGCAACUAUUCCAAAAGUUGUUUGCUGCUGGAGUGUAUAUUAUACCGGGGACCGAACUAUUCUGCGUAGACCCUGGUUGGUUCAGGGUCCUUUUUUCACUCCAAAAGCCCUAUUUGCAAGAGGGUCUAAAAAGACUUCGUAGCGUCCUCGUCCGUGGUAUUUAAAAUCCAGAGCAAAACCUUUAUUUACCUUUUUGUAGACACUGUUACCAAACAAGCAUUUAUUUGAACUGGCGCAAAAGAACCGUGAGGAUGAACAGCGAAAGUAAAAAUUAAAAUAAGCAUUUGUUCACAUUUUGAAAGGUAAUUUUUUAUGUAAUUCAAGUAAACAACUCGUCUUCUUUGAUUAU
Messenger RNA from Lingula anatina, 1626 nucleotides. RefSeq names its product 1-aminocyclopropane-1-carboxylate synthase-like protein 1. The record is from RefSeq and is a predicted model, not a curated record. NCBI's taxonomy places the organism in Eukaryota, Metazoa, Brachiopoda, Lingulata, Lingulida, Lingulidae. Gene Ontology annotation, biological process: biosynthetic process; amino acid metabolic process. Gene Ontology annotation, molecular function: pyridoxal phosphate binding; transaminase activity.